UCAACAAAAUUGCUAGUUAAAAAUUUCAUGAAGAUGUAUAGUUCUCAGGUAUUAUUCAUCUUGACCAUUCAUUGCUUUUUCCGUCAGAAAUUGAAUGUAAAUACUAUGUAAAUUCUUAUUUUGACCCUUCUUCCAGCAAUAUAGCAUGAAAUUUUUAGAAAUAAACUUUGCACAUCUUAUUGUUAUCGUACUAUCUGCAAUUAUGAAAAAGAAAAGUCUAGGGGCCAGCAAUUUUAUUGCAUUUUGGCCAGCAUGUAACCAGCAGAAAAAUAUGAGCCAUUGGAUGAAAUCUCACACCAUCAAAUCAUCAUUGAUGGCUAAUUGAUGGCUACUAAUCACAAAUGUUGCUGGCCCCUAGCAUUGUUCUUAUGAAAAAAUUGCCAUUGAAAAAAUUCUUACAAGAUUUGAGGAGUUUGGAAUCACCAUCGGGGCGUCAAUGACCACGGUACCACAUGAUUAUCACCAUCUGUGUCUUCUUCGUCACCUAAAUCAUGCAAUCUUGCUCUUCCCCUUCACCGUUGUCCUGGACAACAAUUCAACAUCAGUGUCAUGGCCUCCUUGUCGUUAAAUUUGCCAAUGAAAUUGAAUAUGUUAUUGUUCUAAAAUUGAAUAAAUAUAUAAAAAAUUUGUGCAGAUUCAAAGUCUCAAAAGUACAAUUAGUGAAGAUCUAAUUACAUGAAAAACUUGUAGAAUUUUACAAAAUAAAAUCAAGAAUAAAAAACUUUAUUUACAACCAAAAGCAAUCUUAAAAAAAAAAAUUAAUGGCCUGCUCAUCAAGAACAGGAGUAAGCAGUUAGCGGUGGCAGCAACGUCAAUGACUAUGAUGUCACUGAUUGUCCCUGUCGUCUACCAACUCAUCAUUGCUUAAACCUGUAAUUUUCCUCUUCUUCAUUCUCGUUGUCAUCGUCAAGAUCGGUGCUAUAGUCUCUUCUCUUCAAUGUUGCCGUUGGUGAAGCCGGCAACCAUCAUCCAAGAUUUUGUUUUCAAGCAUGUCGUCGGAAGUCUUCCAUAACAUUAUCAGACUGACCAUGGAGUCGAGAGCAGCAAGGGUUCAGUUUCGAUAAGAGAAAAGGAAGAUGGAGGAACAGAAAGAGAUGCAAUACGUGUGUUUCAAGACGCUAGACAUGUUUUAUGGAAUCGACGUCUCCGAUUUGCUUUCUCCGCCCACGGAGUUGGAGGACCAGGCGGUGCUGACUUGGGAUUCUCUUCCUCCGAUUCCAGCUGCUUUCAAGGCUGAUCUUCCGGCUUUCUGCAUGCAGCUUGUGGAGUUCGACUCCAACUUCUAUCUCCUCGGAGGUCUUCAAAAUCGUCCUGUCGCCAAAUCUCGUUUCGGUCCUCCUUCGUUCAAAACAUUCCAACUUCAUCUGGAAGAAGAUAAUGAGAAACAGAAGCAGAAGCAGUUAACGUUCAAGGAGCUGGACUCAAUCUCUAAACCACCAAUGUGCUACGCCAAGAUGGUGUUCGACUACGAAAAAAUUAAGAAGGAUUAUUAUUUCAUCCAGUUCGAUCCCAUGAUGCCUCGAGUAUCAUCGGAUUCCUUCUGGGUUCUGCCCUCACAAACACGUGACUGGCAACCUCUACCGUCUCCUCCUGACUUGGGCCUCAGUAUUCUUGAUGUACUUGAAACAAAUCAUUUUGUGUAUGGUGAAAAAAUAUAUUUUCAAACCAUUUAUAUGACAGAUGAUGCAUUUAUGGAAUUAAACAGCAAAACUUCUUCACCCAAUGUUGGAGACUUUGAAAGCGUGCUCUUCUAUUCCUUUGAUCCAUACUUGGGAGGUGGGACAUGGACUAUACAGGGGGGAGCUGAUGCAUUCAUAGAAUCUUUCAGAUUUACUGUUCAGGGCAGACAGCGCUACCACCGUCCCAUUACACUGCCUCUUCCAGUCCGCGGGGAUUAUAGUCUUCAUCUCUCUACUUCUGACAUUGAAAGAUCCGAUCAUUUUGGUGAAUGGGAAAAUGGGUAUAAAGCAACCUUACAUGCCUUGCUUGUGAACGAAAGAGGUGUUCGAUUUGUUCAGCCAAUCGAGGGUUGUUUUGAGGGCAUCCAACCUGCAUUUUAUGCUGCAUGUCCGACUCUCGUCUACCUUGAUAACAACAUGGUUUGUGCCAUGUUAAUUGGCUUUCUAGGGGAGCAUCAUAAUCGUAAAUGUCCAUUAAUUUGUGUUUCUAUAUUUCAGUUAUCUAUCAUGGAGGAUGCUAUUGAUAUGGAUUACAUUAACAGUCCUGCUCAUAAAAAGGUUCAUAAUUUCUUAACUGUUAAUGUAAUCAGGAGAAAUGUCUAUUCCAUGGUAGAUUAUUUGGAAAGACCUUUUAUACUGAGAGACAUAUACCCAUUUAUAGAUGAAAUUAAGGAAUUUCUUUGGAUAGAGUCAAAGGAUCCUCUCUCUCCUGUGUCAAAGAAGCCAAAGCUCAUCUAGAGUUAUUUCCAUUUUAACAUCUUUUAUUCAUGUUUUGCUUAGGUUUUCCUUGGAUGUAUUUUUGGUUUAAGAAUUAAGAAGACAUGAUACUUCCAACUGUAUUUUGUGGAUUUGGAAACUUCACACUGAAAGAAUUGGGUUGAAUUUUUGAAAGAAUUCCUUUGUAAUUCAAUUCUCACAACAAUU
Messenger RNA from Arachis stenosperma, 2603 nucleotides. RefSeq lists its product as uncharacterized. The record is from RefSeq and is a predicted model, not a curated record. NCBI's taxonomy places the organism in Eukaryota, Viridiplantae, Streptophyta, Magnoliopsida, Fabales, Fabaceae. Bases 1077 to 2417 code for a protein of 446 amino acids. The transcript has 3 exons.